AGUUCACCCUGCACUGUACCCACCCUGUAGAAGAUGGAAUCAUGGAUGCUGCUAAUUUUGAGCAGUUUCUCCAGGAGAGAAUAAAGGUGAACGAGAAAGCGGGAAAUCUUGGUGGAGGGGUGGUCACCAUCGAGAGAAACAAGAGCAAGAUCACUGUAACUUCUGAGGUGCCUUUCUCCAAAAGGUAUUUGAAAUAUCUCACCAAAAAAUAUAUGAAGAAUAAUGUACGUGAUUGGUUACGCGUAGUUGCUAACAGCAAAGAGAGUAAUGAAUUACGUUAAUUCCUGAUUAACCAGGAUGAAGAAGAGGAGGAAGACGAGGAUUAAAAUUCAUUUAUCUGGAAUAUUUUGUAUGAGUUCUUGAAUAAAACUUGGGACCCC
Perognathus longimembris pacificus (Pacific pocket mouse) is the source of this 380-nucleotide messenger RNA. Its product is annotated as 60S ribosomal protein L22-like. Gene Ontology annotation, cellular component: ribosome. Gene Ontology annotation, biological process: cytoplasmic translation. Gene Ontology annotation, molecular function: RNA binding; structural constituent of ribosome. NCBI's taxonomy places the organism in Eukaryota, Metazoa, Chordata, Mammalia, Rodentia, Heteromyidae. Bases 42 to 281 code for a protein of 79 amino acids. The transcript has a single exon. The record is from RefSeq and is a predicted model, not a curated record.